Messenger RNA from Somion occarium, 4437 nucleotides. The record is from the annotation of a GenBank genome assembly. Lineage: Eukaryota; Fungi; Basidiomycota; Agaricomycetes; Polyporales; Cerrenaceae.
ACCUUAACAUUUCCACCGUACAAGAGUCAACCUCCAAGCUUUGCACGCAGACUUUGGAGUGUUUGUAGAGCAAGAGUCCCUGCACCCUGUCCGUGGCCCCGAAUAGUCGUGACAGCUAUAACGCGAGAUACAUCACUUAUAGAUACACGUAAACGACUACGCGCUAUCCGGUAGCCAUGCCUAUAUCCAAACGCGCUUCCCCUUCUUCUUCACUACCACCACCACCUGCAUCCCCACAGCUAAGCAGAAAGCCAUUUUCUCCAAGUUCCAUGUCGUCUACAACAUCCUCCACGUCUCCUACUCCGCCUUUGAUUUCAUCUUCGAGCUCCAGCUCAACUGUUAAGGUGUCUUCUCCACUGAAUCCUUCGUCUCCACCUACCAGAACACCUCCUCUUCCUACAAUCCCUGCUCCAACACCUCCCUCCCGACCGGACUCUCCCACUCUACUUGGAAACUCUGACAUUAGUGGCAGACGGAGGGGUGCUUCAUUGUCUACAAUUCGUUCGGACGUCCCGCAGCUCAUCGCAGCAACGCAAUCCUUGCCAGUGUCAAGUGCGGCGACCUCGGAAUCGGCUUCCCCUGCCGAGUCUACUUCAAGUCUGCCCAUACCGUUACAUGGAUUCAAGCCUCGUGGUCGGUACCACUCCACCCCAUCUCGCUCUACGUCUCCACGUCGACCUUCGCCAGUAGACCAUUCACCCAUUCGUCACGACGGCAAAGGUCGAGAAACGCCGCCCAAUGGUGUUCCAACUACUUGGUGGGGAUCGAGAGAACCACAGGCUAGACCUUGGCCGUGGGACGAGACUAUGCUGUCGAAGCAGAGACGGGAAUCUUUGUCUGGUGGGAGCUCACCCAUGAGGAGUCAUGAGAGGGAAGUUUCUCCGGCGAGAUCAGUGGGUUCGACAUCAAUGGCCGUGAUUAAUGAGCGUGGCUCUGGGUGGAGAGAACUCUGGUCUGAGAGGAAAGAGAAGAAGACGAUCCCUGAGGAACAGAUGGAAGGCUGGGUGCACACGCGCCAGAAAAUUGCUCAAGCACUAUCCACCACACUUGAUACCGCGCUAGAUGUCACACACGAAGCUUUGGUACUGUCAGCGGACCUACUCAAACUUGCACCUGUGGUUGGGCUAGAAGAAGCCGCCAGGACGUUAUUGAAUAUAUGGGAUGCUGUUCAGAUGGUCGAUAUGAACCGUCUAGCGUGUCUCCGUCUCACGGAACGUUGCGCUGAAAUUCUCAUUUCGAUUCGCGACGAGAUCCUGGAGACAGGUGAAAACAAGGUUGCGAAGGAACUGGAGAGCGCCGUCGAACGUUUGGUCGCUGCAUUCACUCAAGUUCACAACCUUUUGCUCAAGCAAGCCCACCGACCUUUCCUCAAACGGUACCUCAAACGGGAUGAAAUCCAACGUGAGAUUGCUGGCUGUGGUCAGGCUUUGGCCGAUGCGCUCGGGCUAUUCUCUCUGUCAAUCCAAAUCAGAACUUUAAAGCAAAUUCUCAGAGCAGAGCAGCAACGGGAGGCGGACAUGGCGGCCAUAACAGCCUCCCUCGAACGCUUAGAGGUUUCCUCUCGUGGCAGGACGCCCGUGAUCACCGGUGCACCUGUGCCACAAGCUAUUGCCAACGCGCUGCAACUUGAUAGAACUCCUCAUGAGCUCGCAUCCGCUCAUACAACCCCAUUGCAUAUUCUGACCACUCUUCGGACUCUGCAAAAUGAACGAGAUACACUCCGAGACGCUGCCGAUUUGAGGCAGCUCAUGCGAGGGGCAUUGCAAACUAACAAUGAUGUUGAGAUGAUCAAGGUGUUACAGGUGGGGAGGGAUGAAAUGCCUGAGGCGAUCAAGACGCUACAGCGAGCAUUGGAAAUCGUAGUUGAGAAAGAGAGAGUCGAAGAAGAAGCUAGUGCUUUCGCGGGUGCGACCAUUGAACCAAGUUCAACUUCCGGGUUAUCGAGGUCCAGCACAAUUUCCAGUUCGGGUAGCUCAACCGCUAUGGGUAGACGUUCUCGUGCUUCCCGAGACACGCUCGACCGAGAGUUCAUCGAAUCUGGUAUCGAAUCACUCCGUAGAUUAUCUCUCUCCCGAGGUACAGAUCUCACCUUGCCUUCGUGGACGAUCACUCGGUACGAGGUGGACCGUGAGGAGAAGGUCGGCAUCGGUUUUUUCAGUGAUGUCUAUAGAGGUCGUUGGCGAGACAGUGUCGUAGCUAUCAAAGUUCUAGCAGAAGCCACACCGCGUCCGCUCUUUAUCCAUGAAGUGAAGAUCUGGAGGACGCUGAAGCAUCCAAAUGUCCUGGAACUCCUCGGUGCUUCAUCUACAAGUGGAGACCCUCCUUGGUUCUUUGUCAGUCCUUACUACAAGAACGGGAGUCUUAUUCGAUACCUGAAGGCUCUAGAUUCAUUGGAUGGUGUGGACAUUCUAAGGAUGAUUCACCAGAUUGCCAAGGGUAUGGCGUACCUGCACGGGAAGGGCGUGCUACAUGGUGAUCUCAAGGGUGCCAAUAUCCUCGUGGAUGAUCGGGGUCAUUGCGUCAUCUCUGACUUUGGACAGAGCGAGUUGAAAAGCGAGGUUUACAGGCUAAGUGGAACACCCUUACCACACGGCACUCUGCGAUGGCAGUCACCGGAAUUGAUGGCUGGUCAGAGUAAACUCACGCAACAAGUUGACGUCUAUGCAUUUGCGAUUUGUUGUGUCGAAAUCCUCACGAAAGGUGCUUUGCCCUGGCCCAUGGCUGACGAUGAUGCAGUUCGUCAUUUCGUCCUCAAAGAGAACAUGCGCCCUGCAAUUCCGCUCCAGCCCGUGUGGAAUAUGGAACUAGCUGAAAUCCUUCGUCAAUGUUGGCAUCGUUCGCCUGUUCAUCGACCGUCAUUCGCCAAGAUCGAUGCUGAGAUCCAACAGUUGCGCACGAAAUAUAGUGGAGAUUUCAGGGAUACACCACUUGCAUCUACGUUGGAUCUUGAAUAUGACCCUUUGAAGAGGAAAUCACCACCCAUGCAUCCCAUUCCGUUACCCAUUCUUCCUCCUGAUACGACUGCAUCAAUCGUCAACGAACACUCGCCUUCGUUCACCGACGAUUCAUAUCAGACAGCUACCGAUCAGCUUUCUAUGAUUCGCGAAGACGCGUCUUCUCAUAUCGGCUCUACAACUCAAGGACAACAUUCGCAUCAUCAUUCCCCGGUUAAGAGUCGCUCAUCAUCCUUGUUCAUUCAUACGCCUUCAACUGAGUCGGAGUACGAGUUCCAUCAUGAACAUGUGGCUGAGUCUGGGUACCAGUCUCCUCCGCCUGUGGACGACAACAUAGCGGAGGCAAGGAACGAGAGGAGGUACAGGAUGCUGCUUCAGCACGAGUUUCAUCCUUCAUUGACUCUACCCUUGUGGUCACCCACGGUCGUUGGCCUUGGUUCUGUAGGGUACCAUUGCAAGCCCAAAGGUACUUUCGUCACUUUGUUCAACUCGUUCAAGCCGCCAGAAACUUCGGACGGUGUUGCUGAAGGCGUUCCAUCGCUCUAUGGUUACGGACGAGUAAUCCAAGGAAGUCAACGGAUUGAUAAGCGGAAUGUCGCUCAGCGUGGGAUGGAUAUCCUUCAGUCUUGGAUCACUUCCAGGAGUAAAGGAGACGGGAUGUUUCCUCAGAGCGUGAGUCGACGAUACUCUUCGCCUAUUCGGACGGGACACAAGGCAGCGCAUUUGUUCACCGAGUCGACGGUCUAUCGGUACAUCGAAGAUCUUGGCACUCCGAAGGCCUGGUUUAAGGCGAAUGUUGACCAUAUCCUAGAGCUGUAUGGGGCGGGGCAUGGGAUUCAGAAGGAGGAUCUGUACCUCGUGAUUGGGACGUUGGACGCUGCAGACUAUGCUCUAUUUGUCAGUCAUAACCACCCAGACGGAGAGGUGAAUUUCAACGUAUAUUCGUCACCAAAGGCCGGUAAACCUUGGGGUCAGUUCUCGACCUCGACAGACCUUUCACCAUCCGUCCUUGGCGGGCCUGUCUAUACUGAAGAAGCUCCCGGGUACCAGUCUGCAAAUAAGGUGUCGAUUGUGAGGUCUAGCGGAAAGUGGGAUACUGUUCUGCUUGCGAAGCUUAGGUUCCCUCCGGACAAGUCGGAGCCCACUUCGCUCUGAGAUAUCUUCAAUCUUUUGCUCUAGAUUCGCAUUCAUCAAAUACCGCAUCAUUUUUCUUUGUCUUGGAUCUCCUAUACCGCAUCGCACCUGAUACCUUCUAUUUCACUUAACAUUUAUACACUGUUGGACUUUACUCUCUUGCACGUACUUGAAAUAAAUUAUCAAUGUAUGAUACUCCGUGUACAAUCAGAUGUAUUCUCAUCAUCUUGGAGACCGGCGCCACUUGACUCCUUCCUCUCCCUUUAUGUAGUGGCCUACAGCAGAAUCAUUUCUCAAUUGAUUUUAGUAAGAAUUUGAAUUUAAAUUCUUUCCAGUGUCUUCUUUUUCU